AUGGCCCGUCCGCCGGGCGACAAUGGCCCAGUCUACUACUCCCUCGUCCAACGUACCACGCCAAUUCCUCCUCUCGACGUGAACCAAACCCUUGUCAAGAUUUCUGCCGCUGCCCUAAACCACAGGGACCACUUCCUCCGCCAGAACCUGUACCCGGGCACCGCCCUGGGUGUCCCCAUUCUAGGCGACGGCUCAGGCGUUGUCGUCGACAUUGGGUCUCAGGUUCCAGCCCACUGGAAACACAAACGGGUUAUGAUCUACCCCGGUUCGGGGUGGUUAUCUUCCCCGAAGGGUCCAGAAGAUGGAGGAUACCUUAAUAUUCUCGGCGGAACGGUGUAUAACCCCCAAGGCACUCUGGCAGAAUACAUGGUUGUUGACUGGAAGGAUCUCGAAGAGACUCCGGGUCAUUUGACUGAUGUUCAGGCUGCUGCGCUCCCUAUUGCUGGGCUUACUGCGUGGCGUGCGUUAUGUACCAAAGGUGGCGUGACGGGGAACUGCGCCGGGAAGCAGGUGUUGAUUACAGGAAUUGGAGGUGGUGUGGCUCUGAUGCUGCUGGCGUUUGCAGUGGCACAGGGGGCAGAUGUCUGGGUGACGACAUCGAAAGAAGAGAAGUUGAAGGAAGCGGUGAGGCUUGGGGCUAAGGGAGGAGUGAAUUACCGCGAGGAUAAGUGGGAUGCACAACUGCUGGAAUUGCUUCCUCCACAGCAUAAGCAUUUUGAUGUGAUCGUUGAUGGGGCAGGUGGGGACAUCGUGGAUAGAGGAGUCAGAUUGCUCUCGAGUGGCGGUGUGAUCUCGAUUUAUGGUAUGACUCUGUCUCCCAAGAUGCCCUUUACCAUGAAGGCGGUUUUGAAGAACAUUGACGUACGUGGGUCGACGAUGGGCUCGAGGAGGGAAUUUGGGGAAAUGGUCGAGUUCGUCCGACGCAAGGGAGUGACGCCCAUCGUCCACCGAGUUGUAGAUGGAAUAGACAACAUGGAGGGCAUUGAGGAAUUAUUCGGUAUGCUUGAAUCAGGGGCACAGUUUGGAAAGCUGGUCAUUCGCAUUGCGAAUCCUGAUAAAGGCAAGUUGUAA
This is a messenger RNA of Penicillium paradoxum, 1071 nucleotides long. RefSeq names its product alcohol dehydrogenase. The coding region runs from base 1 to 1071 and encodes 356 amino acids. The record is from RefSeq and is a predicted model, not a curated record. NCBI's taxonomy places the organism in Eukaryota, Fungi, Ascomycota, Eurotiomycetes, Eurotiales, Aspergillaceae. The transcript is spliced from 2 exons. Gene Ontology annotation, molecular function: oxidoreductase activity.